This is a messenger RNA of Drosophila takahashii, 2165 nucleotides long. Its product is annotated as GA-binding protein subunit beta-1. Gene Ontology annotation, biological process: positive regulation of transcription by RNA polymerase II. The record is from RefSeq and is a predicted model, not a curated record. Gene Ontology annotation, cellular component: nucleus. Gene Ontology annotation, molecular function: protein binding; transcription cis-regulatory region binding. Lineage: Eukaryota; Metazoa; Arthropoda; Insecta; Diptera; Drosophilidae.
CUGUUUUCCAAUAGAAAGAAAACGUAAACAUUAUAUUUAAGCAUUUAUUUGGCUUUUGCUCAAUAAACAAAUUGCAGUUAUGCAGACUGGAGUCCUCCACUCGCUGCUGAAAGUGUUCGCCUGCUAAGAUGCACAGUCACGGCGCUAGCAAAGUUGUUGCUACUCUCCGGGCAGAUGGUCACGUCUAUCCCAUGGAAAACUCCAAUUUGAUGCACUACGAGAUUCGCACCGAAGGAGAAGUCCAGCAGAAAAAGGGCAACCUUGUGGGGCCCGCCACAUGCGUUGACUUGGGCAAGCAGCUUCUGCAGUGCGCCAGGGACAGCGAUGUGUCCGGGGUCAAGAUGGCGUUGGCACAUGGAGCGCCCUUUGCGUCCGACUGGCUCGGCAUGUCGGCGCUGCAUUUCGCCGCCAUGAACAACCAGCUGGAGAUCUGCGAGAUCCUCCUGCAGGGAGGGAUCAACAUGGACGCCAAGACCAAGGUGGACCGGACGCCACUGCACCUGGCGUGUUACUACGGGCACGAGCGGGUGGUCAGCUUGCUGCUGGCUCUCAAGUGCAGCGUCAACUCCCGCGACAUGCUUCGCAUGACCCCGCUCCACUGGGCCGUUGAAAAGAGGCACAAGGGCAUUGUGCGCCUGCUGCUCAAGUGCCAAGCAGAUGUCGCCCUGGUUUCCAAGUUCGGCAAGACGCCGAUCGGACUGGCGGUCUACACAGAACAGGCGGACGUGCUGGCAGAACUCGAAGCGGCGCGGCAGGCGCAGGCCAGUAAAAAGUUUAACGAGGAAACUGAGCGACUAACGCACAAGAGCAAAAAAGAAACCAGUGAGGCUGUUAACUCAAUAAUGGAUGAGCCAGAAAUAGCUAAAAACCUUGAUGACCGAGAAAUGUCAGUUGAAGAACGAAUGGAUGUCUUGGAAAACCUGCGAGGGCAUACCAAUGUGCUGGGCAACUCUGCGCUCAAUAUGCUCAAAACGCACGGAAUAGCAGACAUGAUGCAGGAAAACGAUGACGAGGCCUCGAAGGAAAUGUUAAACACGGCGUUGCAGAAUGGACGCCAGCUCGUCCUCUCCGAAGGUGGACGCAUGCUACUGCAUGAAACGAAAGCGGGCGUCAACGGCAGGCAACCAGUAAAUGGAAAUGCAAGGCCCUCUGUUGUGGCCCUCCGCCCAAAUGUGAAUAACUCUCCUCCCCAGAAGAUUCGCAUGAAUGUCAUUAAGCAAAAGGAUCUUCCGUCUCCAGCGGGGGUUACCAAGAACAAGAAUAUACGCAUAAUCUCGUUGACUGAUUUCAAGAAGCUCUGCGGAUCAGACAAUCAAACAAAGUCCCUACAAAAAAUACCCGCAUCGUUGGCAAGCUCUGGAAUGGUACGCCAGCUACCCGAUGGCACCAAGCUAGUCAACAUGCGCCAGCUGCAGGCUCGACAGCUAAAGCUCCCGUCCCUGCAAAGACCCUUGGAGCCCACCACCAUAUUAGAAGAGUCCCAGGGUCUGAACGAACCCGUGGCCCUACCUACACUGCCCGCGAACCAUCCCGCGUCCAGUAGUUCGCUCAGGGGACAAGUAGGCACCGUGCAAACGAUACAGCUGCGUCCUUCACUUUCGGCAGGAUCUGGACAGGUGCCAACGAACAACGGGGUGACAGCCGGCAAACCAUUUGUUAGUGCGACAAAGCUGACCUCGGCGAAAUCUCCGAACGUGAUGCCAAUCCUAACGUCUUCCGAGAUUUGUCGUCAGCUGCAUGAGCUGCGGCGCCAAAACGAAGAACUGCGCCGGCGGGCAGACUCCUUUCAGCGGGAGAAAGAGGAGAUGCUGAGGCGCAUCGACCGCCUGGAGCAGAUGGUGUUGGUUCGAGAGUCUGAGGCGGACAUGGAUUUCGGGGACGACGGUUAACUAGAGCUAAGAUAGGAUUAUUGUACAUACGUUAAGGUACGUUUAAGGAAAAGUUAUUCAUAUACCGAUAAGUGCAUUCGUUAACCGCUCAGUAAGCGGAGGAUUUCAUAACAUUUUAUAUCAGAACCGUAUUAACACAAACGUUAAAAGUAACUGCAACAAAUUCUAACUGCUGACUGCAGGUUAGGACAGUUAGCUAUCUACCUUAAAAUGCAUUUUUAGUUGACUAUUAAGAACCGAUUUUGCAUAAUUUAAUAAAUCUUUUAAAAAAACUAA